AUGGCGGCGCCCGACGAGCUGUUCGUGUGGGAAGGAGACUGGGGGCUGCCGUCCGUCAACAGCGACUGUUUGAUGCUUCUGGCGUACGCCCAGUUUUCCGGCGCUCCUCUCAAAGUUCGCAAGGUGUGCAACCCGUGGAGAUCUCCGGGAGGUUCCCUCCCCGCCAUGCGGACCGCGGACAAGGAGGCGCUAUUGCAACCUUCUGAUAUCAUCAUUCACCUCCGAAAACAGAAGUACAAUGCGGACUAUGACCUGUCGGCCGACGAGGCCGCGGACAGCUUGGCUUUCGUCGCCCUGGUCCAACAGAAGCUCACGCCCGCCGUGAUUUACGCUCUGUGGGUGGAGCCCAAGAAUUUCGUGGAGGUGACCCGGCGCUGGUACGCCGAGCGCACGUGUUUCCCCUUCAGCCUGUUCCUGCCGGGGCGAAUGCAGCGACACCAGCUGGACAAACUGCGCCUGCUGCGGGGCGACGCCAGCCUGGAGGCCAGCGAGGAGCUGGAGAAGGAGUUGUACGGCGAGGCGACCGACUGCAUGGACCUGCUCUCCCAACGACUGGGAAAGCAAAAGUUCUUCUUCGGCGACUCGCCCUCGUCGUUAGACGCGGUGGUGUUCGGCUGGCUGGCGCCCAUCCUCAAGUGCAAACUGCCCGGCGGCAAGCUGCAGCGCCACCUCAAGUCUUUGGACAACCUGCACGCCUUCUGCUCCAACAUUCUGCUGAUUUACUUCCCCCAAAAUGGCGGGACCGGAGACGUCCGUCCCGCCGAGACCGGCGAACUGGCCCCCGAGCGGCACGGCAAGCAGGUCCUGUCGGCGCUGGUGGCGCUGGCCGCCAUGCUGUCCUACGCCGCGCUCACCGGCCUGUUGUCCGUCCGCCACGGAGCGGCGCCGGAGCGACGGCGGCGCCGCGACAACGACGAUGACGAAGACUAA
Molecule: messenger RNA, 930 nt
Organism: Nerophis lumbriciformis (worm pipefish)
Lineage: Eukaryota; Metazoa; Chordata; Actinopteri; Syngnathiformes; Syngnathidae
Source: RefSeq, a predicted model, not a curated record